AUGACAAAUCAAAGAGUUUGUAUUAUAGGUGGAGGUCCAGGAGGGUUGGCAUCUGUGAAAGCAUUAAAUCUUGAACCACUGAAAAGUGCCAUCGAUUUAUAUGAGUUGAGAUCAAGUUUUGGUGGGGUUUGGAAUUAUUAUCCCCAGAAACUGAAGAUAAGGACUGAUGAAGAAAUCAAGGAUAAUGAAAUCAAAGACUAUUCUCCGGUUUAUAAGCACCUUGAAACCAAUGUCAUCCAUGAACUAAUGGCCUUUUCCAAUUUUCCUUUCACUUGUCAGAAUGAGUUUCCUACUCAUGAAGAAGUGUUGAAGUACCUUUUGGAUUACAGUGAAACCAUAGGAGAUAUUGAUAAUCUUUAUUUCAAUCAUAAAGUUGUGGAAGUGAUCAAAAUUGGAAAUCAAUGGGAAGUAACGGCACAAUCAUCAAAAGGUUCUAUCACCAAAUCUUAUGAUUAUGUUAUAGCUGCUAAUGGACAUUUUUAUAAACCAUUCUACCCUGAAAUCCCUGGAUUAGAACAAUGGCAUGUUAAUGAUCCCUAUAGUUUAACUCAUGCCAAAUUCUUCAACGAUGGUGUGGAUUUCAAAGAUAAAACUGUUGUUUUGAUUGGAGGAUUUUCAAGUGGUUCAGAUAUUGCUUUACAUUUAUCUCGUUAUGCUAAGAAGAUAUACGUUUCCUUGAAACCGGACGCUAAAGUAAUGGGUGAAUUGGAUAAGAUCAAUCCUUUCAUCGAGAUUAUACCUGAAAUCUCGUCUUUAGAUUAUGAAUCUAAAACCAUCACUACCAAUGAUGGUCAAACUAUUGAAACAGAUUCAAUAAUUGUAUGUGCUGGAUAUUUUUACGAUUUACCCUUUUUGAAAUAUCUGACCAUAUGUAAGAAGCAUUAUAUUGAUGAGCUAUACAAACAAAUCUUCUGGUAUAAAGAUCCAAGCUUGAUGUUUUUGGGAUUAGGGAGAAAUGUUAAUCCAUUUCCAAUGAUAGAAUUACAAGCAAGUGUUAUUGCAAGGGUAAUCACUCGAAGAAUUCCUCUCCCCACUAUGGAAGAGAUGGAAAUCAGUUAUCUUGAAGAUAUAAAACAAAGUGGGAGGGGCAAAUCAUUUCAUGACUAUAAACCUCCUAAAGAUUUAGAAUACACCAAAUAUUGGCAAGACGUCAUUAUACAACACCAGGCUCAGCAUGGCUUGAAUUCUCCUGUUUAUGAAGGUAGGAGAUUAGAGUUAAAAAUGAAAGCAGGUGAAAUUAAAGACCAAAGAAUUAAAAGUGUUAACCAAAAAUUCCUAUUUAAGAGAGGCUUAAUCUCACCAUCAUAUCCAUGA
Yamadazyma jaroonii is the source of this 1314-nucleotide messenger RNA. NCBI's taxonomy places the organism in Eukaryota, Fungi, Ascomycota, Pichiomycetes, Serinales, Debaryomycetaceae. The record is from the annotation of a GenBank genome assembly.